AUGUCAUCUUCAAAUAUCACAAAUUUAAACUGUUCAUUUAUUGAAAAUCUUUUGUUAAAUCCCCUUUUUGGAUUAAUUACCUGGGUUCAAUUAAUUAUUUUAUUUAUUUUGUUCACGUCUUCCGCAGUGCUUUUUCGUCAAUUUAGCAAAGCUAAAAUACCUUUACAUUCAAAUUUAACGUUGCUAGUAUUUAAUGCUAUUAUAUUUUAUUUAAUUAAUGCGUCCUUCUGGGCAGCUAAUAUAAUUCGCUACAAGGUGAAUUAUUUUAAAAUUUUUGUAAAUUUUAUUUUUGGAGUUAAUUAG
Meloidogyne enterolobii is the source of this 303-nucleotide messenger RNA. The record is from the annotation of a GenBank genome assembly. NCBI's taxonomy places the organism in Eukaryota, Metazoa, Nematoda, Chromadorea, Rhabditida, Meloidogynidae.